GCAGUUGCCCACUACCAACGAGCUAAUAAGCAAUAACCUCGAGAUUGAUUAGUUAUCUUAUUGUUACAUUAAAAUAUCAAAUAUAGAGAUCUACAAUCUUCCCAAUGACACCUCCUGGAUCAAUUAUAAACAAUAACUUUCAUGUGGAUGUGGAUUAAAGAGACCAAAUUGAUUUGUUUGCGCUAACUGCAAUUAAUUGUUACGAGCAUGUAUCAAUGAUUGUUGCUGUUGAUAGUUAGAUAAUAAACUUGCCUCAUAAUUAAAUUGUGACACAAGAAAAUGCUCAUCAAGUAUAAAAACAGAUCAAACUGUUCAGAUCAAUUCACCAUCUCUAUUGAAAUACAAUUAUUUACUUUCUAAAACCUUAAAUCUAAACCAGAAUCAAAAUGAAAUUGUCAAUUGUUUUAAUUGCCAUCUUCUUUGUCUCAACAAUCAGUGCUGCUCCAGUUGAAGAACCAAGCGUAUUUCGUGAAGGUAUUAACAACUAUAUUUUGAACGCUGUCAAGUUUUGGGAAAGUAUUAUUCCUGCAUGGGAUCCAGAAGCUUCACUCGAAUCAAAUGUGUUGGCAUUUGUCUUUGGUCCUACAGGUCCUGGAUGGGAUUCUGAUCUUAGCACUGAAAAAAAUGUUGAUAAUAUCAUUAAUACGAUAGGAAUUGCAGAUACAAACCAAACUACCGGUGAAGUCGUUGCAAAUGUGGUGAAUGCUUUCAUGUUGCCACUGCCACUUUCAUCUUUUUUCCCAAAAGAGGAAAUAGGACAGCAAAUUAUCGACGAUAUUUUUGAAAAGUUUUUUCCAGAUGUGAGCCAACGCCAAACAAUUGGUGAUGAUGUCAAAGAAUGGAUCGAUAGCCAUGAUGAUCUUAAAGGUUUGGAUGGAGAAGAUUUUAUUGUAAACUUUUUAUUCAAAAUUUUCAGCCAUUUGAAUGUAUCUGAUGUCGGCCCUAGCAAUACUUUGGAGGAAAUUGCUGUUAGAUUGGCUGAUCAACUAUUUGAUACUGUAUAUCCUAACAAUUGAUGAAUAUUUUAAACUGAAUUUAUACUUAAAUUGAAUCCCAAUAAAUAUACUCGAGCAU
Molecule: messenger RNA, 1074 nt
Organism: Tetranychus urticae (two-spotted spider mite)
Lineage: Eukaryota; Metazoa; Arthropoda; Arachnida; Trombidiformes; Tetranychidae
Source: RefSeq, a predicted model, not a curated record